UUCUUGUUCUUGUUCUUGUUCUUGGAAACGUGCCCCAAGCCUGCACUCAGCUUGUGAGUGUGAGUUGUUGGGAUGUGAGUUGGGAGAGAUCACCAUCACGGUCGCCACGCCGAUCACCUCCGCCGGAUCAUAGUUAAUAACCAACACCAGUGAGCCAGCGCCGCCGGCCGUCUCCUCCUGCUGCUUCGACCUGUCCGAUGGCGGGGGCGGCAGCGCUCGCGCGGGAGCUCCUGGACGCGGCGCGCGCGCCGGAGUUCGCGGAGUGGCAGCUCGGCGUGCGCCGCCAAAUCCACCAGCACCCGGAGCUCGCCUUCCAGGAGCACCGCACCAGCGCGCUCGUGCGCGCCGAGCUCGACGCGCUCGGCAUCGCCUACGCCUGGCCCGUCGCGCGGACGGGCGUCGUCGCCACCAUCGCCGGCCCCGGGAGCGCCGGCGCUGGGCCGGUGUUCGCGCUCCGGGCAGACAUGGACGCGCUCCCCAUCCAGGAAAUGGUCGAAUGGGAGUUCAAGAGCAAGGAAGAUGGGAAGAUGCACGCCUGUGGCCAUGAUGCUCAUGUAGCAAUGCUUCUCGGAGCUGCUAGGCUGCUUCAGUCCAGGAGAAACGAUCUGAAGGGUACAGUGAAGCUAGUCUUCCAGCCGGCCGAGGAGGGCCACGCCGGCGGGUACCACGUGCUCGAGGAAGGCGUCCUGGACGACGUGCAGGCCAUCUUCGGCUUGCACGUCGACACGGCUCUGCCGGUGGGCACCGUCGGCUCCAGGCCAGGGCCGUUCCUCGCCGGAUCAGCCCGGUUCACGGCGACCAUCACCGGGAAAGGUGGCCAUGCGGCGGGGCCCCAGCUCGUCGUCGAUCCGAUCGUCGCAGCUUCCUCCGCCGUGCUCAGCCUUCAGCAGCUCGUCGCUCGCGAGACCGAUCCCUUACAGGGCGCGGUGGUGUCCGUGACCUUCAUCAGAGGAGGCGAAGCUUUCAAUGUCAUUCCGGAGUCCGUGACCCUGGGUGGCACGUUCAGGAGCAUGACGAGCGAAGGCCUCUCCUACCUCAAGACGAGGAUCAGAGAGGCGAUCCAAGGGCAGGCCGCCGUGGGCCGCUGCACGGCGGCCGUCGACUUCAUGGAGGAGGAGCUCCGGCCGUACCCGGCCACCGUCAACGACGAAGCCAUGUACGCGCACGCCAAGGCGGUCGCGGAGGGCAUGCUCGGAGGGGCCAACGUCAGGCUGUGCCCCCAGUUCAUGGCGGCCGAGGACUUCGGCUUCUACGCGGAGAAGAUCCCGGCGGCCUUCUUCGACGUCGGGGUCAGCAAGGCCGGGACGGGAAAGGUGGUCCACCAACUGCACUCGCCGCACGUCGUGAUCGACGAGGGCGCGCUCCCCAUCGGAGCUGCCUUCCACGCCGCUGUCGCGAUCGACUACCUGGGCAAACACGCCUCAAGCUCGAGCUCCUCCUAGCUAUACAUCAAUGUACCGUCGCAUGUAUCAUAUAGACAUACUGCACUGAUCAAACUAUUGCAUUCAUCGCAAGCGCACAAUCGAAUAAAGAGAGGGAUGCGAACAUUGCAAUUCUGCGAAUCCGUUAAACA
Messenger RNA from Panicum virgatum (switchgrass), 1573 nucleotides. RefSeq names its product IAA-amino acid hydrolase ILR1-like 3. Gene Ontology annotation, molecular function: IAA-Ala conjugate hydrolase activity. Gene Ontology annotation, biological process: auxin metabolic process. The transcript is spliced from 4 exons. NCBI's taxonomy places the organism in Eukaryota, Viridiplantae, Streptophyta, Magnoliopsida, Poales, Poaceae. Bases 198 to 1442 code for a protein of 414 amino acids. The record is from RefSeq and is a predicted model, not a curated record. Gene Ontology annotation, cellular component: endoplasmic reticulum.